AUGGAUCAUAUCAAUGGAAAAAUUGGACAUAAGUACAAUCACCAUGAUGUGCAAAAUGAACUCUGGAAUUUGAUGGCUUCUCAAGUAUUGCGGAAAAAGUUAGAUACCGUUCGAGAGCGCAGGUUUUAUUCUAUGAUGGCAGAUGAAGGCACUGAUGCAAGUAAUGCCGAACAACUUUCGUUUUGUGUACGAUCAGCGAAUGACGAUUUAAAUGUGAAUGAAGAUUUCUUGGGCUUUUAUAAAGUUGACAAUACUCGAAGCGCAACUAUCGUCAAGGCCAUCAAAGAUAUUUUGCUGAGGUGCUCAUUGAACCUAUCUGAUUGUCGAGGCCAAACCUAUGACGGGGCAAGCAACAUGAUGGGAAAACGUUCAGGUGUUUCUGCCAUUAUCAAAGAGGAGCAGCCAAAAGCCAUCGCGACCCAUUGCCAAGGACAUUCCUUAAGCCUUGCUGUCAAAUCGAUGACUAAAGAGUGUCAGAUCCUCCGAGAUACAAUGGGAACUGCCGGUGAAAUUUGUGUUUUAGUGAAGUAUUCACCGAAACGGGAGAACAUGCUGGGUAAGCUGACUGCAAAUGUUGAAGGAACCCUAGAAACUGAUAAACAUGCAGGAAAGCUGGAUAAGCUGAGUACAACAAGGUGGACAAUUCGGGCGAACUGUUUCAAGAAGAUCAUCGAAAACUACGAACCACUGAUGGCGUUGUGGAACGAGAGUUUAAAUGAGAAGCUAGACGCUAAAACGGAGUCGAGGAUUAAUGGGUGUAAAAAGCAGAUGGAGUCAUUUUCAUUCUAUUUUGGUCUGAAUCUAGGACGCAAGCUUUAUGCUCACACAGAUAAUCUGUCCAUAACACUUCAGAAAGAAAAAAUGUCAGCAAUCAGCGGUAAAGAAUUGGCUGAACUUACGAACAAGACGAUGCAAGGCAUGAGAAACGAGAGAGACUUUGAUAUAUUCUACGAGACAGUCACCAAGUCAGCAAGUUCGAUGGAUUUCGUUUCUUCGCCAACAGCGCCAAGAAAACGCAAAAGACCAAAGUACGACAUCUUGGAAUUUGUGGAAGGAAAUCCAAGCAGCAUUGGAGAAGCCUACUAUCCAGAAACUGCUCAUGCCCACUAUAAGGCCAUCUAUUUCGAAGCAAUUGACGUAAUUGUCAGCACCAUCAAAGAGAGGUUUGAGCAACCUGCCUUCUAA
Messenger RNA from Hydractinia symbiolongicarpus, 1185 nucleotides. Its product is annotated as zinc finger MYM-type protein 1-like. The transcript has a single exon. The record is from RefSeq and is a predicted model, not a curated record. Lineage: Eukaryota; Metazoa; Cnidaria; Hydrozoa; Anthoathecata; Hydractiniidae. Bases 1 to 1185 code for a protein of 394 amino acids.